Asparagus officinalis (garden asparagus) is the source of this 2687-nucleotide messenger RNA. RefSeq names its product myb-like protein X. Lineage: Eukaryota; Viridiplantae; Streptophyta; Magnoliopsida; Asparagales; Asparagaceae. The transcript is spliced from 12 exons. Gene Ontology annotation, molecular function: histone binding; DNA binding. Gene Ontology annotation, cellular component: nucleus. Gene Ontology annotation, biological process: chromatin organization; regulation of double-strand break repair. Bases 45 to 2426 code for a protein of 793 amino acids. The record is from RefSeq and is a predicted model, not a curated record.
CCCAUCCAAAAUCUCCGAUCUUUGCUGCUGCUCAAAGUUUUGAAAUGACAGAGCCAGACCCAGGACCUCAAGUUGAGGCGACUAUUAUGGCAAACGGAUCAGGUCCACUGAAGGAUUCUGGAGCAAAGGUUUCUGUGUCGAAUAGUCAUGGAGAGGAAAAGAAAGACGUCAAAGAGGGGGAGGUUAAGAAAGAAAAUGAUCGUACAGAAGAAAUGAUAAACAGGGAGGGAAAACAAGGCGCAGAAGAAACAAACAAUGGGAAAGAGAAGAAUGAUCUUGAAGAUAUGGACAAACAGGUUGGAAACUUGGAGAGUAACAGGGAGGAGAAAAAAGAUGUGGAAGAAACAAACGACAGGAAAGAAACGAAUGGUGUUGAGACAGAGAACGACAAAGAGGAUGGAAAAUCGGGGAAGAGUGUGGAAGAAACAAAUAAGGGGGAAGAGAAUAAUGACGCAAAAGAAACUGGUAUGGUGGAAGAAGCAAAACAAAAGGGGGAAGAUAAAAGAAAAAUUGAAGAAAUGAAUGGUGGCAAAGAAACAAAGGAAGGGGGAGACAAGAGUGGCAUGAAAGAUGUUAAUGAUGAGAAAGAUAAGAAGAAUGCAGAAGAAAAGGAAGGUGAUGAAAAGAUGAAGGACGUGGAAGAAACUAGAGAUGUGAGAGAAAAAGAGGGGUUGGAAGUAAAGAAGGACGAGGGGAAGAUGGAUAUUGAGGAAACAACUGAAGACAAGGAAGAAGGGAAAAGUGAAAAGGCAACAGUGGAUGUUGAAAUGCAAGAUGCUGGCCAUGUAAAAGAAGAGGAGAAAGUGAGUACAGAGGAAACUGGAGAAGAUGAAGGGGUAAAAUUGGGGGAAAGUGAUGUAAAGGAGAAGGAAGAUGGUGGAAAUACUGAGGUGGGGGAUGACAAUAAAAAGAUAGGAGAGUUAAAAAAGAAAAGGUCUAGAAGUGGGCGUAAAGUUGGUAACAAGGGGGAAGCAAAGGAGAGGAAAGAAGGGGAAAGGACUGGUGAAGAAAAGGAGAAGAAAGGGGGCAUGAAAAAAGCCAAAGAAUUGCUAAGUUCUCCUAUAUCUUCAAUUGAGCGUCCUGUGCGUGAGAGAAAAACUGUGGAGAGAUUGGUAGAAGUCAUUGAGAAAGAGCCAAACAGGGGUGUUGUGAUAGAGAAGGGCCAUGGGACCCCUUUAAAGGAUAUUCCAAAUGUGGCGCACAAAUUAGCUAGAAAGAAGCCAGGUGAUCUUAAAUUGCUUCAUCAGACGCUUUUUGGAAGGAAGGGAAAGGCAGUUGACUUUAAAAAUCAUAUUCUCAGAUUUUCUGGAUUUUCAUGGCAUGAGAGUGAUGAUAAGCAAAGAGCAAAGGUUAAGGAGAGACUAGACAAAUGUGUUAAAGAUGCUCUACUUGAUCUCUGCGAUUUGUUGGAUAUAUCUGUUUCAAAAGCUAAUACUAGAAAGGAGGACAUCAUAGGGAAGCUUGUGGACUUUUUGGCAGCUCCUCAUGCUACAACUGAUGUCUUACUUGCUGAGAAGGAGCAGCCAAGUCCAAAAUCACGGAAGCGUAGGAGAGCAAGUGCAUCAAAAAGCACAGAAGACGUAGUUGUGAAGCGGUCUAGGAAAAAGCGAAUGAAGAGUGAGGGCACACUGAGUUCCAGAGACAAGAGUGCAAUAGAUACUGAAGAUGAGGAUGAACACGAUGAAUAUGAGGAUGAGCACGAGGAAGAGGAUAAUGAAAAUGUUGUUACCAAUGAGGACGAAGAACUUGAGCACUCAGAAAGUGAAAAGGAAAAUGAAUCUGAAGAAGCACAUGAGAAAGAUGGUGAUGAAUCUGAAGAUGAAGAUGAUAAGGAGUCUGGAAAAGACAAAAAAAGUGUGAAAACAACUUCCAAGAAACAAAACUCUUCAAAGAAAGAGAAGGUGAAGACUGAAAGCAGUUCUAAGAAGAUCGCUCCAAUGACAGCCGCAAAGAGCCCUACAAAGACACCAUCCUCUGCACGCUUGAAGUCUGAUGAGAGCAAUGAUUUAGGUGAAAAGGUUUUUGUUAGGAAGAAGAAAAUUGUUGAGCCACCCAAGAAGAGAUCAGCUGCAAAGCAGGAUGUAAAAGAGAAAUCUAAAGGUAAAAGGGGAACUGGAGGCAAGGCUAAAUCAGAAGGGGCUGGACAAUCUAAUCCAAGCAAAGAGGAGCUAAGGAAAACCAUAUGUGAAAUUCUCAAGAAAGUUGACUUCAACACGGCCACUUUCACUGACAUUCUUAAGCAACUCGCUACCUAUUAUAAAGUAGAUCUGACACCGAGGAAACCAGCUAUAAAACUAAUGAUUCAAGAAGAAUUAACCAAGUUAGCUGAUGACGCUGAAGAGGAUGAAGAUGAUAAUGAAGAUGAAGACUCCGAUAAAGAAGAGCUCCCUGUACCCAAAGGCAAGAAGGUCAAGGUGAAAGUUUGAUUAUAGUUUGGGACGGUAUGAAUGUGUAUCAUAACUCUUAAUGUUGACUUUCUAAACUAUACCUUUUGUUAUCGCCUCUCCAUCCUGUCCCCGCUUGUAUAAGUGCUGGUGCUGGUCAUGAAAACACCAUCUCUACAGGCUUAUUUGUGUUUGUAUAAGAUAGAUGUUGUAGGCACCUUUUCAACCUUAAAUUUAUUGACUUAGAUAUGUAUAAUUAGUCUUGUAUGUUUAUAAUAGCUUCUGUAUUGCUUUCGUAAGUAA